UCCUGCUCAGCCAUAGUACUGUACAUAGUAAGUACAUGUGCGCGUGUAACGGUUGAAAUUGUUUAAUCUGUUUGAAUUGUAGCUUUUUGUUUAAACUUGUUAAUUACUUUACGUAUCAAAUCCAAAGCGGUGAAAUUUUUAAAAGCUAUUAUUCGUAUAGUGAUUUGGUAAUUUUGUAAAAGAUUUUUAGGUAGGCACGUUUACAGAAAAUGCCAAAGUCGAAAGAAUACGUGUCGACUGAUGACGACAGCAGUGAAGAGGAAGUAACGUCAAAGAAGAAGCAAAAGAAAAGGGAGGCAGAGGACAAAGAGGAAAAAGUAUCAAAAAAGCCAAAAAAGGAAACGCAAGAAGACGAAGGCACAACUUGGGAUCUUGGAAAUAAUCGUCAGAUUAGCGUACGAGACUUUAAAGGCAAAUUGUACGUUGAUAUCCGAGAAAUGUACUACGACAAAGAUGCAAACUUAAAGCCUGGAAAGAAAGGUAUCUGUUUGAAUAUGGCACAGUGGCGGAAAUUACUAUCUGUAAUGGAAGAUGUUGAUAAAGCAGUGAAAUCUAAAUGCUGAGUAUUAUCGUCUCGAUGCUCGACAAGAACGAAUACUUGGAACCGACGAUCUGACAUGAAUUCAUAAACAAAGUGUAACAUGUUCAUACAGCUGUCUGUUUCUCUUUGCAUAGCUGAACUGUGAAAUAAGUUUGUAUCCGUUAAAAUUGAAUAUUUGUAAUAAAAAUCACUGUAUCCUGUA
Molecule: messenger RNA, 743 nt
Organism: Nomia melanderi (Alkali bee)
Lineage: Eukaryota; Metazoa; Arthropoda; Insecta; Hymenoptera; Halictidae
Gene: Ssb-c31a
Product: single stranded-binding protein c31A
Biological process (GO): positive regulation of transcription initiation by RNA polymerase II
Molecular function (GO): DNA binding; transcription coactivator activity
Source: RefSeq, a predicted model, not a curated record